Molecule: messenger RNA, 1857 nt
Organism: Eimeria tenella
Lineage: Eukaryota; Apicomplexa; Conoidasida; Eucoccidiorida; Eimeriidae
Exons: 6
Coding region: 1-1857 (618 amino acids)
Source: RefSeq, a predicted model, not a curated record
AUGGCACGGGAGAAUGCAGUUCAGCAUCUGCUGCUGCUUUUGCUGCUGCUGCUUUUGCUGCUGCUGCCGUAUAGGGCCGCUGCCUGGAUGUCUGGGAUGCACGCUCCGCUGCAGCCAGCUUGGCAGCUGACAGCAGCACCAGCAGCAGCAUCAAGAGCAACACGGCUAGCAGAGCCAGCAGCAGCAGCAGCAGCAGCAGCAGCAACAGCGGCACUCGAGGCCCCUUCAGCUGGCUUUCUGCACUCCUUCUUGCCUGUGCAGCAACUUCGUGGGCGGACAAGCCCCAGCAGCAAGAACCCCACAAGCUUCAGCAGCAGCAGCGCUCUGCUGCAGCAAAUGGCGUCCAGCAAGCCGAAGUCAAGGGCCCCUGGGACGCGGCAGCUGCAGCGCAUGCGGCAGCAGCAGUAUGAGCUGCGUGUGGCGCUGCAGCAGAAGAACAGGUGUCUGUACACCCCAGUGCCUCCGCAGCUGCAGCAGCACCGGCUGGAACAGAGGUUUCCCACUCACCUGCAGCAGAUGCGGGUGCCCCUGAAGAAGCAGCCGAAGCGAAACAGAAAGCUGACGGAAAUGCGCACAAGGCUGGCCUGGCGAUUUGUGCAACAGCACCGAGAGCAGCUGCCCGAGCUGCUGCAGCAGCAGAAGGCUCUGCUGCUGCACCCAGAGCAGCAAGAAGCGGUUAAUGCUGCUGCUCAAGCGCAUGACAGAGCCACAUAUGACAGUGUUUGGCGCUCUUUCACUGCCACUCGAGUUGUGCCGCGGCUGGCUCUGCUGGCGCGGCAGCAAGAGCAGCAGGCACGAGAGCAGUUUGAAGCUUUGCAAGAGCAGCAGCAGCUGCUGUUGCUGCAGCAGGAGGAGUUAGAGCAGCAAGGCGGGCGUGGCCUGCUGCAGCAGGUGCAAGGAAUGCACAGGCAAAAAAAAGCUUCACUAGAAACACAUAGCGCCUUCGUCCUCACAGAAUGGCAGCAGCUGCAUGCCUUGCUGGGUCUUCGCGUCCCAGUUGAAGCGCCAAUGGGGCCAGCAGCAGCAGCAGAAGCAGCGAAUGCAGCUGCAAAGAUGCGGAAACUUGCAAUUCAAACACGGAAGCCGUUUUUGCAGUUUUUGGUGGACUUACAGUUCGUCACUGAGCAGCAGGAAGAUCUGGUGCAGCAGCCACCAGAGCACUACUGCAACUCCCUGCUAGAGCAGCAGCAGCAGCAGAAUCAAGACAUAGAGGGAACAAAUGAUUUCACAGCAGCUGAGUGGGAGCAGCAGCAACAAGAACAGCACCGGCUGCAGCAGCGGCAGCAGCACGAGAGAUCCAUGCGGGAUUUCCUGUCCAUGGCCUCGCCUGUGCGGUCUGGCCGUCUUGCAUCUGACGUUCAUGCCUUUGCGGAAAUGCUUGAGAUGACACCUCCGCCUGUCAGCGAGGACGCCCAAGGCCUAGUAGCAGCGCUUCAGGAACUUCACAGGGAAAAUUUCACGCGUUUCUUGUCUCGGGCGUAUAAAUUUUCAAAAAGUUGGUCUCUCUCGGGGAGGUACUUUCUGCUGGCAGUGGCCAGGCGGCAGCAGCUACUGCCGCGACGACCUGCUGCUUCGGCGUGGGACGCAGACACGGAUAAUUUAGAGGUGGCUAUCGACUCUUUGGCUCUUCUUUGGAGGCAGCCCCCCUCUGCCGCGUCAGAUGAUGUGCUGAUUUUCCAAGAAAACAACGAAAACAAGCAGAAGUUAGAACAACAGUCGCUGCCCUACCACCAGCAGGUGUUCCUUGAAGAGUUGGACGGAGCAGAUGUGCAUUACCGCCAGGCGCUCGCAGAGCCACUGCUCCGCGCAAUACACGAGAAGGCGGGCCCCAUCCUUGGAGCGAGGCCCCAAGUAUAG